AAUAAGUGCUUUUUGUGUAAUAGAAAAAGUAAAAGCACUUUUGACGCGGAAGCCGAGAAAAAUAAAAGUUGUAGUGUUUGGGAAAAUAAGUGCUUUUUUAAAGCCAAAAGCUGAGAAGUGCUUUUUUAAAAGCAGUUGCAAACCAACCCUUAGCCGGAUUGAGUUCUGGACCUGAUCAGUCCAUGGUACUGCACCUGGCCCAAUAUCUAAACAAUAUCCCUAAAGAUUUCGUUGUUCAGCCCAUAAAGCCCACUAUCGAACCACUGUAAUUUCAUCGCCUCGUAGCUGAAACCCUAGGGAGGCUUGUUGCUGCGGACUGAAGGGUUCGGUGAAGAGGUCCCAUUUGCUGCAGACAGAAGAUUGGCGAAAAAGUCCAAUGGGGAGGAGGCCAGCAAGGUGUUACCGCCAGAUUAAGAACAAGCCAUACCCAAAGUCAAGGUAUUGCCGUGGUGUGCCUGACCCAAAGAUUAGGAUCUAUGAUGUUGGAAUGAAGAAAAAGGGAGUUGAUGAGUUCCCCUUCUGCGUGCAUUUGGUUAGCUGGGAGAAGGAGAAUGUCUCGAGUGAGGCCCUUGAAGCGGCCCGAAUUGCUUGCAACAAGUAUAUGACCAAGUUUGCAGGAAAGGAUGCCUUCCAUCUUAGGGUUAGGGUUCACCCUUUCCAUGUCCUUCGUAUUAACAAGAUGUUGUCGUGUGCUGGGGCUGAUAGGCUCCAAACAGGAAUGAGGGGGGCAUUUGGCAAGCCACAGGGUGUCUGUGCUCGUGUUGCCAUUGGACAGGUUCUUUUGUCCGUUCGCUGCAAGGAUUCUAACAGUCAAAAUGCACAGGAGGCAUUGCGUCGUGCCAAGUUUAAAUUCCCUGGUCGCCAAAAGAUCAUUGUUAGCAGGAAAUGGGGUUUUACAAAGUUCAAUCGUACUGAUUAUCUAAACUACAAGAAGGAAGGCCGCAUUGUGUCUGAUGGUGUCAAUGCUAAGCUUUUGGGGUGUCAUGGACCUCUUGCAAAACGCCCACCUGGGAGAGCAUUUAUUGACGCAGCAGCUUAAAGUUUAUGUUUUGUCUCACAAGCCUCUUGAUCAGUCUCACAAGCCUCUUGAUGCGUUUGCAAAUUUCAAUGGUCGUGUUCUUUCCUUUUGCUUUGUCUAUUAUCUUCCUUUGAUGUUGGAAUAUAUAUGCUGGGCAAUUUACGUUCUAAACGUAAUCAUUAUUUUACUAGUUUUGGAUAUUUGUUAAAAGAGUUGUUACGUUCAACCUUAUUUCCGUUGCUUACCACUUAUUCAUAUUUUGAGCCUGUUUGUUAAUAUUGAAAUCGGCUAAUUGUGUUGAAAUUUAUAAAGUUCUAGUUUAAGUGGUUGUAUUUGCU
This is a messenger RNA of Cuscuta epithymum, 1356 nucleotides long. The record is from the annotation of a GenBank genome assembly. Lineage: Eukaryota; Viridiplantae; Streptophyta; Magnoliopsida; Solanales; Convolvulaceae.